AUGUCUCGAUCAAAAUCGGCCGUUUCGGCCUGCAUAUACCUCAUAAACAUAUUGGCGCACUCCGUCAGCGCCCUACCAGCAGACAAAUUCGAGAGAUUCCAGUCUGGUCAACUUCCAGCUACCACAGCUGAGUGCACUGAUCCUCUUGGGUCGAGUGUCACUUGCGGCAACUUCAUCGGGCAAACAAGCACUACAGUGGUGGCCACCACGAAUGGAAAGUCAACUUGGAAUGAGACAUACAUUGCCACAUCGUUUCCCGCGUACUCGACGCUCACAAAGCCGACAACGAUCACGACUACGGGCACUGCUGGCGAAACCAUUGCCGCCGUGAYUCUUGCUGGAGGUGCGGCACUGCUUGCUGUGCCAAAACCUAUCAUACCUGAAGCACCAAUAACAUCGAUACCAACGCCAAGUCUACCCUCCAGCAAGUCGACAACUUCGGCGACUUCCACCGCCAGUCGAACGGCGCAGCCAGAAAUGAUAACACUGCCCGUCUCCAACUGGAUGAAAGUUUUUGGCACACCUCAUGUCUUGUAUAGCAGCAACGACAUUGCAUGCGGUUCGUCAGAGGACACGCCAGCCGUGGGUCGAGACACGAUAUCAUCCAAGAUCAAGGAAUUUUGUGAUUCCAAAAAUGGUACCGUGGUUAAUCAGAAGACCAUCACACAAGAAACUUACAACGUUGGUGCUGGCGUUGCGUUGAACAUCACCGUCAACCAAUAUCCCUUGUGUGCGACGCGAAAUGCCAUAGAAUCGACAAUCUUUUCGGAAGAUUGCAGUUACUUCCUCCACGAGGCUCUGGAUGGCUGUGACACUGAUACACUUUCGAAGCGUGGUGGCAAAGUCAGUGACACCUGUUUCAUCUGGAACUUGCAACCUGAAUACAACGCCGGGGACCUUACCUGUGGUACCACGCUCAAAGAUGGGACCGGUGUCAACCGCGAUGAAGCACUUGAGAAUAUCAAGGACUUUUGUUCCAGCUUCGCGGAAUCACCCCUUGAUCCUUCCAAAAAAGUCGACAAGACAUACAAACCUCGCGUUGGAAAUUCAAACAUGAUACUGUCCGCCCAAUACUCCGACGAUGCGGAAUGCAAAAAGGAAGCCUCGACACCAUACACCGUCGAUCGUGCUGCUUGCGAGCGCUUCCUACGACGAACAAUUGACGACUGCGAUGUCGGUUUCAAAGGAUCCAUGGGAAAGUAUGGUGGCAGUAUUCAAGACGGCUGCGGAGUCUUCAUUCUUAAAACAGAAAUCGAAGAGAUGAUCCAAUGUGGCCACAACGCAUAUCCUAGAGCAAAAGAUCUAACACCCGAUGCAACAAAAGCGGCAAUUGACAGCUAUUGUGGUCGUUCCUUGACUCUGGAUCCAAACUAUAAGAGCGACAAUCAAUUUCACCAAGAUACUCCUUCUGGAGAGUCUUAUGACAAUGUAGUGUCGGGUGAUGUUGUAGUUCGCAUUAGAACGCAAUUCAACAGUCAGAAUCAGAAGGAUUGCGCACCUUCACGUAGUUUUGAUACUCAAGGGGAUGAGUGUCGCAGGCGAAUGGAGGUGAUUCAGGGGAAGUGCGGAAAGGAUGGGGGAGUUCUUAGCUCUAAUACACAGGAUGGCUGCGUUCUUUGGACGAUGUGGGGGACAAGUAGUAGUUGA
Molecule: messenger RNA, 1647 nt
Organism: Ramularia collo-cygni
Lineage: Eukaryota; Fungi; Ascomycota; Dothideomycetes; Mycosphaerellales; Mycosphaerellaceae
Exons: 2
Coding region: 1-1647 (548 amino acids)
Source: RefSeq, a predicted model, not a curated record